AUGUUAACUGGCAUAUAUGCUAGCCCUUGUAAUACUUCUAGAAGCAAUUUGUGGAGUUACUUGGAUAACCUGGCUAAUCGAGUUAAGCUUCCUGGGUUGAUUGUGGGAGAUUUUAAUGAACUAUUGUCCUAUUCUGAUAAGAUUGGUGGAUCUCAGCACUACAGAUUUGGUGGUAUGCAAGAUUGGGUGUGUAGGAAUGGUUUAAUUGAUAUGGGAUACCAAGGUGCUGAUUAUACUUGGAAAAAUAACUUUGUAAAAGAAAGACUUGAUCGAGGUUUUUGUUCCUGUGAUUGGAGGCUCCUCUUUCCUGAUGCUUGUAUUAUGCAUUUGGCUAGAAUGAAAUCUGAUCAUUGUCCUAUUCUUGUCAAACACAACCACAGCAGUAGGACCACCAGAAGAAAUUCUCCUUUCAGGUUUCAUGCUAUGUGGAUGCAGCAUGAGAGCUAUAUGGAUAUGGUUAAUGAAACUUGGAACAACUGCUCUGGUGAUUUACAGGUUAAAACUACUACUCUUGCCCAUUCUCUCAGCAUUUGGAAUAAAGAAGUGUUUGGUAAUAUUUUCAAGCAGAAGAGGAUUCUUUUGGCUAGAAUCUGUGGGAUCCAAAGGAGCUUGGGAAGACAAAAUAUUCCUUUUCUUCUAAACCUUGAGAAGGAUCUGAUCUCUCAAUAUGAGCAAAUUCGAGAUGCUGAAGCCCUUUUUUGGCGACAAAAGUCUAGAGAUAAGUGGCUUUGUGAGGGGGAUAGAAAUACAAAAUUCUUCCACUUAACUACAAUGAUAAGGAGGAGAAGGAAUAAGAUUGAUGGCCUCUUUGAUGCUUCUGGAGUUUGGACAGAUAACCCUGCUGCUAUGAAGCAAAUUGCUGCUGAUUUUUUCAAGAAUUUAUUUACUGUAGUAGUUGAUCAUGAAUUGAGAUUCCACAUCCCUUGGCUAUUCCCUGACAUUGAUACUAAUAAUUUUCAACGGAUGAAUCGACCUAUUUCUGAUCAAGAUGUGCAUGAUGCUUUGUUUAGGAUUGGCAGGCUAAAAGCCCCUGCAGUUGACGGUUUUCCUGCUUUGUUCUAUUAG
Molecule: messenger RNA, 1065 nt
Organism: Rosa chinensis
Lineage: Eukaryota; Viridiplantae; Streptophyta; Magnoliopsida; Rosales; Rosaceae
Exons: 1
Coding region: 1-1065 (354 amino acids)
Source: RefSeq, a predicted model, not a curated record